Papaver somniferum (opium poppy) is the source of this 1858-nucleotide messenger RNA. Its product is annotated as basic 7S globulin-like. The record is from RefSeq and is a predicted model, not a curated record. The transcript is spliced from 2 exons. Bases 282 to 1634 code for a protein of 450 amino acids. Gene Ontology annotation, molecular function: aspartic-type endopeptidase activity. Gene Ontology annotation, biological process: proteolysis. NCBI's taxonomy places the organism in Eukaryota, Viridiplantae, Streptophyta, Magnoliopsida, Ranunculales, Papaveraceae.
AGGUUGUGAUUUGGGAUAUAAGUGGCAAAUUACGAUUGAAGUGUAUCCACACGAUGCCAAGUAGCUCUGUAUUACGAAUCACAGCUACCUGAAAUUUUUGUUCCUUUUAGGUGGUAUGGAUAUGAUCAAUUCAUCUUUGUAUCACUAGAAUGCUAAAGUGGGAAUGAAGACAUAAACACCUGUUAUGUCUCUUUUCAUCUUUGAAACUGUCACUCCCUCGUACUCAUCAUCUAACACUAAAAGACUAAACUGAAACCGCAUAUAUAUCUUCUUUUGCAUGCAUGAAAAGACUACCUAAAGCUCAACAACUAUCACUUCUACACCUACUAAUGGCUCCUCCAUCAUCACAUCAUUACUUUCUUCUGUUCAUCAUCUUUGUAUCUGUGAUCUCUCACUUACCAUGCGAAGCCCAACAAAGACCAAGUGACUUCAAAGCUAACGCACUCGUCUUACCAAUCCAUAGAGAUAAUGCUACUAAUCUCUAUGUCGCAAAAAUCUAUAAGAGAACUCCGUUAACACCCCUGCCAUUUGUUAUCGAUCUAAACGGACGUUUCUUGUGGGUUACUUGUGAUCAUGAGUAUUUAUCGUCGACAUACCAUGCUCCUCCUUGUCACUCAUCUCGAUGCUCCAUCGCCAAUAUCCACUGGUGUCGCACGUGUAGCGGGUCUCCGUCAAGACCAGGAUGUCAUAACAACACAUGCGGGCUAGUUUCAUUUAAUCCAGUCACUCAUAGAAGUGGACCUGGAGAACUUGGAGAAGAUGUACUCUCAAUUCAAUCUACAGACGGUUCGAAACCAGGUCCAGUUCUCACCAUUCCUCGUUUUCUCUUUGCUUGCGCACCAUCCUUCUUGGUACAAGGGGGAGCACUGCCAACGGGUGUUCAAGGAAUAGCUGGACUCGGGCAAACCCAGAUUGCAUUACCAACCCAACUAACUUCACACUUCGGGUUUCAACAUAAGUUUGCUAUGUGCCUUGGUGAAUCAGGUGUUUUAUUCUUUGGCGGCGGUCCAUAUAUGAUGCGGCCUGGAAUCGAUAUCUCACAAUCACUCAGUUAUACCCCACUAAUCAUCAGUAGACAAGGAGAGUAUUACAUAGGAGUAAGAUCCAUUAAGAUCAAUAAUAAGCUUGUUCCAGUGAAUACUUCCCUGUUGUCUAUGGAUUCACAUGGUUUUGGAGGGACCAAGAUCAGUACAGUAGUACAAUACACUAUUUUAGAAACUUCAAUAUACAAAGCUGUUGCGCAGUUCUUUGCUAAUGAAACUUCAACCAUUCCGAGAGUGGAUCCAGUUGCACCAUUUGGAUUAUGUUUUAACUCGACAAGUCUGGGAAGUACUCGAGUUGGACCCGGUGUACCCAAUAUCGACUUAGUUUUGCAUAUGGAUAGGGUCAUUUGGAGGAUAGUUGGAUCAAACUCAAUGGUACAGGUAAAAGAGAACGUGUCGUGUUUAGCUUUUGUGGAUGGUGGCCAUGCUGGAGUUCGAACUACUACUAGAUCUUCAAUCGUUAUCGGAGCUCAUCAACUUGAAGAUAACUUACUUCAGUUUGAUCUUACUACUUCUAGACUAGGGUUUAGUUCUUCCUUGCUCUAUCGCCGUACUACCUGUAGUAAUUUCAAUUUUGGAUCGAGUCCUUAAAAGUGGUCUAUAAAAUGUAACUCCAUAAAUAAUCGAUCUACUUUGAAAAGCAACGUCGAUGUUAGUUAGUUUAGUCGUCUUUCAAUAAAAUAACAAUGUUUUGGCCACGGCUAGCGACCCUGACUUCGAGCAUGUCGUCUUAAACUCUUAUAUGUAAAUGAUAGACAGGUUGAAUCGAAAAAAUAACUGCUAAAGAAUGUACGCAGUCGUUAAUAAUAUUGAUU